Messenger RNA from Zootoca vivipara (common lizard), 2069 nucleotides. RefSeq lists its product as uncharacterized. NCBI's taxonomy places the organism in Eukaryota, Metazoa, Chordata, Lepidosauria, Squamata, Lacertidae. The record is from RefSeq and is a predicted model, not a curated record.
CCUCCUUUCUUCCUUCCCCUUUCUGCCACAGCCAGAAGCCAUGCCUCAGCUCUGGUCUCUGCCCCACAGCCUGUCACCUGGCUGGCUAGCUUUGGCACAGAGAGAGAUGUGAGGUGUGGGCUUCUGUUGCCAAGUUCCCUACCCUACUCUGUGCCCGUUGGGGGCUCUUGCCCAGCACAGAAGCAGGAAACACAGGAGCACCAGAAAGAGAAGACGAAUCCAGGAGUCAGCCGAGGGGAGCAUCCUCUGGAUCAAAGUCUGAAAUGAGGAAGCGGGAGAAGCUGCCGUACUGUGCUUGGGCUUCGCUGGGGAAGAAGAGUUUAUGGCAGGCCACACUCUUCAAAGCCUCCAUCCUGAGUUCUUGCUUCCUCUGGACUCAAGCCCAGGCCAAGACUGGAAUACCUAUCAAAGUCGAACCAGAAAUACUGCAAGAAGGACAGAGUGUCACUUUAACACCAGGAGAUAUUAAUGUGACCACACUUCGUAGCUGCAAAUGGUAUCGAGGGUCGAGUGCUGAUGAAAAUCGAAUCUUCACCUAUUUCCUAGCUCCAGUGAUUUCACAGAAAAAUGAAUCUGCCUUCACUGACAGGGAGACUGGGAGAAGAGACUGUUCCCUUCACAUCACAGAUUUAACACCAAGCGACUCUGAAACCUACACACUGGAACCAGAAGGACCUCUGGAACACAGAACAGGGGCUAUCAAUAUAACCGUCCCAGAUUCUGCUCUGCUGGAAGCAGGAGUCGUAUCUCGGAUUGUCGUUGGGUCUCUGGUUGGGCUGAUGUUGUUUGGAACACUGCUUUGUGUCUUAUUCUGGGCCUGCCGUCUGAGAUUUAAGACUUCUGCCCAAGUUGUAUCUGAGCCUCCUUUACCUGAUGAUGUUCUCUUUUCUGGACAGGUGAGACCUGGACAGGUCAAGUCUGACAGCUCCUCUGAUCCCAUCCACAUGUACCAGGCCCUCCAACAGAGAAACCAGGCAAUGUAUAACCAGCCAAACUGGUAAUGCAUGAACCCACCAACGUCCGUUUUACUUCUGACUUGGAGCUUCAAUGGAAGGGCACGCCCUGGAAGUCCAAAGUACAGCCCCCUGUUUCUCUGGUUAAAGGGAUCUUGUGGAAGGGCAAAGGAAGAACUGCCUGAGACCUUGGAGAUCCAGUUGGAAUCAAAGUACUGAGCUAGCUCUGAAUCUGCCCAAAGUAGCUUCCAAUGCCCUACUCUGGGAAGCUCUCCCUAUAAUGGCCAUGAAAUUCGUGAAACUGUUACUUGUGUGGCCAGUGGCUGAAUCUGCAAAUAUAGCUCAUGGCAUCCUUUGCCAACCAGGUGCCUGCCAGAUGUUUUUGACUCCAACCACCAUCAGAUCCAGCCAACAGCUCUGGAUUAAAGAAACAGAAAACCAUAUUCCAUUUUUUUGCUAUGGACAAAAUAAUUUGUUGCCUGAGACAACAAGAGUUGUUGAGCUUUUGGGGGGCAAAGUUGUUGAGCUUGCAAAAUUUCUUCCUUCUUGGCAGCAAUAAGUAAUUAGCUAAUUAGCAAUUUGUUAUACUUUCAAAUCAUCUGCCUGAGGCUGCUAUCUCACUCUGCCCAAUGGAAGGGCCAGCCCUGGCUAAUGGGUCAACUACCUCCUUUCUUGGUGGUGUAAGAACAUGCCCCAUGGUAUAUCCAGUUGAUGAGGAUCGAAAUGAAGGAAGAUGAUCUCUUAAGUUCACAACGCUUUGCCCAGGCCUUCUCCAACCCAUAACCCCAGAAUCUCUGUUUCAUUUGCUUAUUUAUUUAUACUGUUUUAUUUGUUUGGGAUAGUAUUUCAGAGAGAGAGAGAGAGAGAGAGAGAGAGAGAGAGAGAGAGAGAGAGAGAGAGAGAGAACAUAGUGCACCGCUUACAGAUUUUAAGCACUUUGGAAAUGCUUUUAAAUAAAUCAAUAAAGCUGCUGGUAGAUGCAAUUAAAAAAUAAAGGAAAUUUCCUGAAUCACCACCAGGGGGCACAUCAUUGCAUGUAUUGAGAGAGUUUCUUGAAACUCAGCAGAAUAAAUUUCUGAGUAAGGUCAUCCAUCCAGGAGGGUUUAACUUCAGGUC